AUGCUCAUCAUUAUAAUUUCGACAACUCGUCAAAUUGUGAUGUAUGAGUUUAAUGCUAGUUCUAACAAUAUAGAUGGUAAUUUUUUAUAGUUUAUAUUUUAUAUUAGGAUGGGAAAAUUAUCAUGAUAUUUCUAAUUUGAAUACUUGUGGAGCGAUUCGAUAUUUUGGGUCUUCUAAUAGUUAAUAUUACAGUAUUAGCAGGAUCAUUUUUGAUCUAGAAUCUCAUUCUCAUAUUAUAGUGGAUGCACAAUUUCUAAGGUAUUUUUUAUUCUUAAUUACGAAAGUAUUGAUUAAAAUAAUCAACCUGAAAUUGAAAUAGACUCGUAUGCAUAAAGCUAUGGAUCAGUGAUAUCAUCCUCAAGUUCGAUAUGUGGUGGUGCAUAACCUGAAUAUUUGCGAACUAUUUCUAUUAUUCACUAACAUAAUAGAAGAACUGUUUGGAUAUAUAUUAGAUAACAAUACGGAGGAUUAAUAUCAUUAAAAUUAGGUUACAUUAAAUGUUAGUAUGAAUGUGCUGGAUGCAUAGAGAAUUAUGAUAAAAUAUACUAAAAAUGGAAAUUGCAUUAAUAUUCAUUUAAUUAAAAAUUGAUCACAUAUUCCGAUGGAUGGACCUUUUAAUCAAAUUAUUAGAGUAAAUUUUAUUGUGGACAUUGUUAAUUUUUAUACUAUUCUUAAAUUAAUUACUAAACUUAUCUACCUCUUCAUUAAGACGUAUUAAUAAAGUUUUAUAAAGCAGAUUCAACUAUUAUAAUAGUUGACUAUUUAUAUGGGAAAGAAACUAUAAGUAAUCAUUAUUAUAUAGAAAUAUUAAUAAGAAAUCAUCAAGAUCCUAUAUUAUAACUGAUUAUUAAUACUCAAAAUCCUUUAUAAUCCAGUAAUAUUAGAGAUUUUGAAGUAUUUUAUACAUAACCAGAAAUAAUUUAUAAGAAUUUGAAUGAAGGUUGUUUAGAAUAAAUAGAUGUUAAAUGCCAGAUUUGCCAAGAAGGUUGGGUUUAAGAUGAAUUUCUAGAUAAUUGUCAUCCAAUUUGUGGAGAUGGAAUCAUUCAAGGUUAGGAAUAAUGUGAUACACUAAUACCUAAUCAUUCUUGUUAUUAAUGUAAAUAUUCUUGUGUUGAAAAUUGUUAAAUUUGUUAAUUUGGAAUUUGUUUAUAAUGUAUUGAUGGAUUUGUGAUUAAUUCCAAUUUUAGUUGUGAUCCCUUGUGUGGAGAUGGUGUUUUGACUCCAUAUUCAGUUGAAAAAUGUGAAUUUGCUGUUAAUGGUGUAUGGGAUGGUUGUUACGAUUGUAAAUUUAUCUCAAUCGCUAAUUGUAAAACAAACUAUUUUUCAAUUUGCUUAGAGUGUGAAGUAGGAUUUUAAAUGUUAGAAAAUGCAUGUUUUCCUUAUUGCGGAGAUAAAUUAGUUCUCUAAUUAUAUGAGGAUUGUGAUGAUGGAAAUUUCGAACCUUAUGAUGGUUGUUAUUAAUGCAAGUUUCAAUGCAUAGAAGAUUGCAACAUAUGUGAGAGAGGAGAAUGCAUUUUAAAAUGCGAAGAUGGUUACGAGUUUGUUAAUUACAAUUGUCACUCUGUUUGCGGUGAUUAAAUUGUCACAAAGGAAGAAGACUGUGAUGAUGGUAAUACUAUAAAUUUUGAUGGUUGUUUUGAGUGUAAGUAUUCUUGUCCAGAAAAUUGCUCAGAUUGUUAUCAGGGUAUUUGUUUAGAGUGUGAAAAUCAAUACUAAACACCAAUUUUAAAUUAAUGCAAAUAAUAAUUCUAUUGCGGAGAUGGAUUAGUUUAGGAAUAAGAGGAAUGCGAUGAUGGUAAUUUGUAAGCAGUCGAUGGAUGCAAGGAUUGUUUAUUUGAAUAAAAUUGGGUUUGCAUCACAAUGACAAAAGACUCUCUUAGCUAAUGCGCAUUCGCCAAAGGUCCAAGUUUAGUUAUUAAUUAUCUCAAUAUGACUUAAAAUAAAUAAUAUAUAAGCAUCUAAUUUAAUUAACACAUAAAAAUAUUUACACUUUAACCCCUAUCAGAAACUUUAAAUUUUGAAUUAUCAGAUAUAGAUAAAAAGUACUGGAAUAGCAGCUUAUACAUAAUUUAGGAUGUUGGAUCAUAUUUGAGUUUUGGAGAAUAUAUUGUCGAAAUAGAAGUGUACAAAUUACUAAAAUUUAGACCACGCUUGAAAAUUUUAAUAAAUCAGAAAGUUGCUAACAUAGAUAAUGCUAUUUUGGAUGUUUGUGAAAGUUAAAUAACAUUAUAAUAUCCAAAUUAUCUUGAUGAAACAUAGAAGGGUUAUUCUUAAAGUUUGAAACUUCUAAACAAAUAUUUGAUCUAUAGUUUAUCAGGAAUUACUAUUAUCAGUCUUUUAUUCGGAAGUGGAGAAUUGUUUGUUGAGAUUUUGGCAAUUCUUUAAUUUUAGCAAUACUUAAGAUAUAUAAAUUUAUAAUUCCCUGAAAAUUUAGAUAUUUAUUUUUCUAUUUAUGAUCUGAUAACGGUUCAACCUCUGUUAGAUUUUGUGCACUUUCCUCAAUUUUUACAACUUAUUGAUAUUUAGUCAAAUUAGGAAUAUUCUGAUGGUAAAUUUAAUGUUUACAAAUAAAAUUCAAGCUUGAUCGUCAAUCUUUCUUCUCAAAUAUUAUAAUGCUUACUAUUUUUAUUCCUUAUUUUGCUGUUAAAAUGGAUUAAAAGAGUCGGAUACAAAUGGAUAUUUUGUUCUAGAUGCUAUUCAUAUCUGUUAGAGUUAUCAUUGUAUAUUAAUCGAAAAAUUAUUUUGAAAAUUAGCUAAUACUUUUAUUGCAUUUUAGAAGAUUUACUUAAAUUGGAGAAAUUUAUGACAUUUAAAGGAUUGUAAAAGGCCUUGCUACUCAAUGGUUGGGAUAUGAUAUUUAAAACCCUGUUGUAUACACGAAGUAUUUAAACAAGAAAUUACAUAGACAUUAUACAAUUCUUUAUGGCUAGCAUAAUACUUCUACUUUAUUUUAGCAUAUUACUAAAUUUUUUCAAAUGCAAAUAACAUAUAAACAAAAAUCAAAGGUUUGAAAUUCUAAAUUUUGGAAGAUAAUUUUUCUUUUUCUUAUUCUUGA
Messenger RNA from Paramecium octaurelia, 3055 nucleotides. Lineage: Eukaryota; Ciliophora; Oligohymenophorea; Peniculida; Parameciidae. The record is from the annotation of a GenBank genome assembly.